Messenger RNA from Protomyces lactucae-debilis, 2390 nucleotides. RefSeq lists its product as uncharacterized. Gene Ontology annotation, cellular component: nucleotide-excision repair factor 2 complex; nucleus; XPC complex. Lineage: Eukaryota; Fungi; Ascomycota; Taphrinomycetes; Taphrinales; Protomycetaceae. Gene Ontology annotation, molecular function: damaged DNA binding; single-stranded DNA binding. Gene Ontology annotation, biological process: nucleotide-excision repair; mismatch repair. The record is from RefSeq and is a predicted model, not a curated record. The transcript has a single exon. The coding region runs from base 51 to 2288 and encodes 745 amino acids.
CCACCACUAUCUGCCAGAAGGUUAUUGCUACGUGCUAGAUGCUUUAGCUUAUGAGUCUGUCAAAUGGAAAGCGAAAGCGUGAAGAACCUCAAGACUUGGAGGAUGAGACCGACAGUGACUCUGACUGGGAGAAUCUAGCUCUCGACACCUAUCUACCAUCGCUUGAACCUAUACUUGAUGGCCAUGACACGACGCAUUCUGCAGAAGUGACAGUUGAGCUUUCCUCUUCCACAAUCACUAGUAGACCUCAUACACAAAGACAGGCUACGACUGCAUUGGCACGGCGCGCUCGUCUUGAUAUUCACAAAGCACAUAUUUUGUGUCUCUUGGCACACAACGCUACACGCAACGCUUGGUGUCGGCAUGACCGCAUUCGCGCAGCACUAAAGCCCGUCAUUGAUUCUUUCAAGGUGAAUCUCCACCCAAAAGCCACUUCAGCACAAUACCAGCGGACUCGCGUUUUGACUGAAGGCCUUACAGGUGCCGUCGCCUUUUGGUCGAAGCGCUUCAAUGUCGUGGGUCAAGGACUUUCUCGACCCAAAUGGCGGCAGGACACACUGUCGUCGCACCAACACUCUCAAUCAAAGCCGUGCACGUUCGCGGAUUUCGUGUCAGCAGCAAAAGCUAUGCGCGGAUCCCGGGAUAUUGGUGCUCAAUUGUUUGUGGCUUUUCUCCACUGCCAGGGACUGGAUGUGCGGCUGGCUUGCUCGUUGCAGGUCCUGAGCUUUACUCUUGGCAAAGGCAAUACCAUUGUGUCUACAGCUAACGUAGAGGAGGUGUCCUCCGAGCUGACUUCCCUCCAAAAUCUGCCAGCGAAAGUCACUGUGGUCCAGGCGACAACGCCUCGGAGAAGCCUGACAAGGCCUUCGCUCGGUGAACGUCCCGCAAGAAGACCAGAACCUGUGCAAUCAGUUGUGGCCCCAGAGUCAACCGGGUCUACAGAUGCAUCACCGUUCCCAGUAUACUGGGCAGAAGUCUUUGAUCCUGCCGCUCAGAAAUGGCUUCCAGUUGACGCUCUGUGUUCAAAGACUGUUGGGAAGCCUACAAAGCUUGAACCGCCCGCGGCUGAUCAUGGCAACCUCCUGUCUUACGUGCUCAGUUACGAAGCUGACGGCGCAGCACGCGAUGUGACCCAGCGCUACGCAACACUGUACAAUGCAAAGACUCUCAAACAUCGGGUCGACUUGCGUGAACAAGGCAGUCAAUGGUGGUGGGAGCAAGUCUUGCCACUCUACCGCUUACCGAAACGCCAUCCAGGCCGUGCAGCCAAACGCGAUAGGGAAGCUAUUGAAGAUGCAUCGUUCCAAGCACUGCGCCUGAAAGAACCCAUACCUUCCAAUGUGCAGGACUUCAAGCGACAUCCCGUCUUUGUGCUUGAGCGCGACCUAAGACGUGAUGAAGUCUUGGAUCCGGAAGCGCGCGAAUGUGGCUCCGUGAUUGUCAGCAAAGCCAGGCCGCCCAUCAUGGAACGGGUAUUCCCUCGCAAGAGCGUCUUACAGGUUCGCAGUGCACAGCAAUGGUAUAUGCGUGGUCGCGUCUUCCGACCCCUUGAAGUGCCACUGAAGUUCAGAGCCGCAUCGAUGUGGCAGCAGCAAGCUAGAAAGAGGCGUCAGCACCGUGAUGAUGACGACGACGAUAUGGAAGCUGAUACACAGAUCAUGGAUGAUGUUCCCUACUACACGGAAGCACAGACUGACGCAUACAUUGCGCCUCCCGUCAUUCAAGACGAAAAUGGCAAAUCUCUUGUGCCAAGGAACCAAUUUGGUAAUGUCGACUUGUACUGUGCCUCUAUGCUGCCCGCUGGAGCACUGCAUUUGUCAUGCGGUUUGAUGCGUUCGAGAGCAGUGGCGAGUCAAUCGGACCAUAUUAUUCAAACUUGGACAGACGCGCAAAUAGCGCGCUACUUGCACGAGUUGGCAUCUGAAGUGCUCGACAUUGACGCUGCCCCUGCGGUCACGGGCUUCAAACAUGUACAAGCAACCACAACGCCUACUGUGGAUGGUAUUGUUGUGGCCAGCUGUUAUGCUGAUGCUCUCGAAGUAGCAAUUGAUGCUGGUCUUGCAUAUAUACAGGAUCUGGCGGAUGACGCAAAGAGUACACUGAUUCUGCAACGAUGGGCGAGCUGGGUGCAGCGUUUGCGUAUCAAACACCAUGUUGAGACUCGCUAUGCAGGAACUGCAGAAUCUGGUCCAGGUGGCUUCAUGGCAGAUGAAGCUGAAGAAGAGCCUGGAGUGCAAGAUGAAGGUGAUGCAUCCGAGACUUAUUCGUUUGAGUAUGAGAGCGAGUAACGAACACCCUGAGGUCGUGAUAGGGGAGUCAAUAGGCUACGAAGCUAGUGAAUAUACACAAGAAUUGGCAUAAUCCAUAAUCCAAUGUCGUCUACCAAGAGG